GACGGCGGCGGCGGCGGCGGCGGCGGCGGCGGCGGGCGCGGGCGGCGAGGGCAGCGGGGCCGGGACUGGAACAGCCGCCGCGCGGACCCGACCAGCCUCGCCGGCUCCUGCCCGCAGGCCGCGAGCGCGACGACCGGGACGACCAGGCGGCGGCGUGGGCGCCGGACUGGGCGAGAUAGACUUACAUGUGUGGGAAACCAGACCAGAAACACUUCUGAACUAAGAGCUUGAGUUCCGAAGUGUGGAAAGCACUGAGUGCUGAAGAUGAGUGAGCUUGACCAGCUGCGGCAGGAGGCCGAGCAACUGAAGAACCAAAUCAGAGAUGCCCGUAAAGCAUGUGCAGAUGCGACUCUUUCUCAGAUCACGAACAACAUUGAUCCAGUGGGAAGAAUUCAAAUGCGAACUAGGAGAACCUUGAGGGGGCAUCUGGCCAAGAUUUAUGCCAUGCACUGGGGCACAGACUCAAGGCUCCUUGUCAGUGCCUCUCAGGAUGGAAAACUCAUCAUCUGGGACAGCUACACCACAAACAAGGUUCAUGCCAUCCCUCUGCGUUCCUCUUGGGUCAUGACCUGUGCAUAUGCUCCUUCCGGGAAUUACGUGGCCUGUGGUGGCCUGGAUAAUAUCUGCUCCAUUUACAAUCUGAAAACUCGUGAAGGGAAUGUGCGCGUGAGUCGCGAGCUGGCAGGACAUACAGGUUAUCUGUCCUGUUGCCGGUUCCUGGAUGACAAUCAGAUAGUUACCAGCUCUGGAGACACCACCUGUGCUCUGUGGGACAUCGAGACCGGCCAGCAGACCACCACAUUUACUGGACACACUGGAGAUGUCAUGAGCCUGUCCCUUGCUCCUGACACCAGACUGUUUGUCUCUGGUGCUUGUGACGCUUCAGCCAAGCUCUGGGAUGUCCGAGAAGGGAUGUGCCGGCAGACCUUUACAGGACACGAGUCUGACAUCAAUGCCAUAUGUUUUUUUCCCAAUGGCAAUGCCUUUGCCACUGGCUCGGAUGAUGCUACGUGCAGGCUGUUUGACCUUCGUGCGGACCAGGAGCUCAUGACCUACUCCCAUGACAACAUUAUCUGUGGUAUCACAUCUGUUUCCUUUUCCAAGAGUGGCCGCCUCCUCCUUGCUGGGUACGACGACUUCAACUGUAAUGUCUGGGACGCCCUCAAAGCUGACAGAGCAGGUGUCUUAGCUGGACACGACAACCGAGUCAGCUGCUUGGGAGUGACUGAUGAUGGCAUGGCUGUGGCAACGGGGUCCUGGGACAGCUUCCUCAAGAUCUGGAACUAAGGCCAGUAGCAGGUGGAUGGAUGCCACGGUGGCUGGAAGACCAUUCCAACCUUGAAGCGUUACAGCGAUAGCAUGUCCUAUCCAACCAUACUAACAUGGACACCCACACCUCCCCUCAGAACUUCAAAAGGGCAAGAUCUUUUUCCUUCACUUACUGCUGAAACCAAGAGCACAACUCCCAUUAAGAGAAGGAUCUCUGUGCUGUAAACAAAGUGUGCAUUCCUUCCGGGGCCGGUGUCUGUUUCCUUUCUUUUUUGUUGUUGUUGGGGGGUUACUUUGUUUUUGUUGUUUGUUUGUUUGUUUGUUUUGGGGGGUGUUUUGUUUUGGGUGAAUUUUAAAAGGAAAUACUACAAUAAAAAUGUUAACCAGAAGGUAACCCUGAGUAUGAUUGUGAGACAGACACGCCUCUUUACUAGUUCAUUUGGAUUUUAGAUCAGUGAUCCUGUUCUGUGGCAUUCAUGAAAGACUUUGCUUCUCUGUAAUUGUUUCUAAAUAUAAGUCAUUUGUAGCAGGACUUUGGAAGCAUUCAGAUUUCUUUCUUAAAUAUAUUCCUUUAUGUUCAAUAAUUAAGGGAACCAGAGCCUAUGAUAGUCUCUGACUUAUCAAUGAUGCAUUUUUAUCCCUGGCUUGCUUGGGGGUUUUUUUGUUGUUGUUGUUGUUGUUUUUCGUUUGGUUUGAGGGGCGGGGGGGCUUGCCUUUUUUUUUUUUUUUUUUUUUUAAGUCUCAUGUCACAGAUGACUGUUUCGCACAAACACAGCAUAGUGGAAGAAAAAAAUAAAUCAGAAGCAAAGUAGCCAAGCACAUGUUACAAUGGCCACAAAUGCUUGGUCAGAACCCUUCCUCUUUGCUCAGCAGUGAACUUAUCCCCAGCACCCCUCCCUCCUGCCUUGUCCUCCUCACUGUCUAGUUUCUGCUCUUACCGUGGGUUUUCUGUGAAGUUGGAGGGAAGUUUGUAGUCUUGUGACACUAGCCGUCCUACCCUGCUGUCAAGAGAUCUGUUCUCCAGAGAGGCGCCUGUCCUGUGCUUGGGUAGUCAGUUGGUUAUUUGUGUAUGAAACAAUGUACAAAUCAAUGUUUUGAAAAUAAUGAUCUCAGACUUUCUAAGUUAAAUUUUAAACAAUUUGAUUGUUUGCCAUAUUGGGUGGGUUUACUCUUAGAAUCGCAUGCUGUAGAAAUGCUCUAAAGUGCAUAUAGGACUCAGUCCUUAGAUGUUCCUUUUCUUUUAAGAAAUAACCUCUUCAAGUUGUAACCGUGGCGGCUUUGUCCAUUACUGUUGCUACUCUGCACACAUAUCGGAAGCAGCAAGCGCUUUACACACUUGAGUAGUGGGAUAAGUCACUGUUUUCUUUACUUUAAAAAAAACAGAACAAAUAGUCCUGUUGGGAAUGAUUGCUGUUGGAUUCAGGAGGGGAGGGGAAAGCCGCUCUGCUGCCUCUUUGCCACUUCUUGGAAGCCUGCCUCCAUGGAACAGCCUUUUGCAUCCGAGGCAACCAUUUUUACUCCAUGCGGAUCUUCAUGGUUACCAUCUCAAGCCAUGCUCAGCAGCAGCGUUUGGACAGCAGUGUUCUGUGGGCCCUUCCCUCUCCCUGUAUCCUGCACCCCUCAUAGCAGUAGUGGCUUCGCCGUUCUGUUUUCUGCAGCGUCCUGUACAAAACUGUGCUGUGACUGUGCGGUAGGCCUGGACCUGGCAAAGAAUACAGCGAAGCCCCUUCUCUUCCUACCAAACGACUCUGUAGAGCUCUCUGCACCCUGUACCCUUUUCACCUUUUGUAUUUAAUUUUAAAGUCAGUGUACUGCAAGGAGGCUGGAUGCAAGAUAGAUACUAUAUUAAACUGUACUGUUAUUUAAGAUGUAAUAAAGCAGUUUGACAUGAGGGA
Molecule: messenger RNA, 3164 nt
Organism: Meriones unguiculatus (Mongolian gerbil)
Lineage: Eukaryota; Metazoa; Chordata; Mammalia; Rodentia; Muridae
Gene: Gnb1
Product: G protein subunit beta 1
Exons: 12
Coding region: 265-1287 (340 amino acids)
Biological process (GO): G protein-coupled receptor signaling pathway
Cellular component (GO): heterotrimeric G-protein complex; cytoplasm
Molecular function (GO): protein binding; signaling receptor complex adaptor activity
Source: RefSeq, a predicted model, not a curated record